GCCUCCAGUGGGCACGGCCUCUUCCGGCUCUCCACAAUGGAAGUGAAGUUUGUCCACAUGGCUCUGCUUUUCUUCUUCCUCCUCUCAGUUGCCAUGACCGCUUGCUUCUUCUGGCAGUACAGCCUUCCCAAAGCGGAACCUAGCCCCUCGGUAAUGGAAGUAAGGUCAGAUGCAGUCCAGAUGUGUCCCCGUUACCCAGAUCCUGUGCCUCUGGAUCACCCUAUCCCGGUCUUGAAGGAUGCUCUUGAAAAGGUGGACACGCUCCUUCGCCUCAAAAUUCACAGCCCCGGUCUCCCGGCUCUGUCAGCCAUCGUCAUCUACAAUGACACAGUACUGUGGACUGGAAACUUUGGAAAAAGGAAUGGCUCAGACCCCUUCUCUGGCAUUCCCAAUGAAUAUACUGUUUACAGGAUCGCCAGCAUCUCCAAGAUCUUUCCCACCAUGAUGCUGUACAAGCUAUGGGAGGAAGGCAAAGUGACGUCGCUUGAUGACCCCCUAGAACGUUAUGCCCAGAGCUUCACGAUUAAGAACCCCUUGGGGCACCUGAAGGAUUCCGAGCAGCGAUAUUCAGCGGACGGGCUGAUCUUCCUCGAGAAGGGCUCGCUGCCCCUCAAGCCCUCUCCAGUGACACUGCGAAGAAUGGCCAGCCAGCUGUCAGGACUGCCAAGGCGGCUUCGUUCCACCAGCCUGUUGUGGAAAGGGACGACCCAAGAUGCUCUGACACUCCUGAAAGAUGACGUCUUGGUAGCAGACCCAGGAACCAGGUGCCAUUACAGCAACCUGGCAUUCUCAUUAAUGGCUCAUGUCUUAGCGGAACAUGCUGCCAAAGGUGAGUACCAGCGCUGGAUCUCUGAGAAUAUCCUUGACCGCUUGGGUAUGGAGGACACUGGGUUUGACAUUACACCUCCCAUCCGUUCCCAGAUGGCUGUUGGUUUCUACAGCAGCGGGCAGCCUGCUCCUCUGUACGACCUAGGCUGGUACAGGCCUUCUGGCCAGAUGUUCUCCACACCUGCUGACCUUGCCAAGCUAGCCAUGGUCUUCUUGGGCACCUAUCACCGACGUCUUCUGGAACCAGACACUGUAAAGACCAUGCUGACACCCCUCUUCAAAUGCUCCAGUGAAUAUUUUGCCAACAAGACCGGCACACCAUGGGAGAUCAACGAGCAGAUGGGCUAUGAUAUUAUCAGGAAGGACGGUGACCUGGACGGCUACUCAGCCACUUUUUCUCUGAUCCCCAAGCUCCGCUUGAGUCUCAUAGUGCUGAUGGCUGGACCUCGUCCUCAGGGGAAAGAUAUUAUAGCACAGUCAUAUGAGUACCUGAUCCCAGCCAUGGAGACCGCAUUCCGUGAAGCGGAGAAGAGCCUCAAUGCCCCUCCGAGUCCCACCCCUUAUGUUGGCUACUACACCUACUCAAACCUGACUUUUUAUGAAAUAAAGGUUGGGGCUAAUGGGAUACUGGUCAUGCAGCAGUUCGGUCCGCAUAUCGAGGAACUGAUCCCUGAGAAUUACCGGACUAUCAAAUUGCAUCAUCUCGAGGACCGGGUCUUCCAGGUGGUGUUUGACAAGGAAUUCCCAUGCACCUUGCAUUUAGGAUCCGCCUCGGUUUCCCUGGAGACCCAAGAAGGCCAGCUUUUUAAUUUCUACCCUUUUGAGCGCAAGGGAUUGUCCCCUGGAUUUGAUGCUCCGGGGCUGAACACAUACAAUGUCCUGCGCAUUCAGCGCAAACCAGUGUUCUAUAGCUAA
Molecule: messenger RNA, 1743 nt
Organism: Eublepharis macularius
Lineage: Eukaryota; Metazoa; Chordata; Lepidosauria; Squamata; Eublepharidae
Gene: LACTBL1
Product: lactamase beta like 1
Exons: 6
Coding region: 37-1743 (568 amino acids)
Source: RefSeq, a predicted model, not a curated record